CCCUUUUUCACUAGUCUCGGCAACAAGAGUCUCGGCGCCGGCGCUGCCCUCUCAAGGUUGAUAAACAAAGAGGUCAAAGAAAAGGGAAAAGGGAAACGCACGAGGGUGACGAGGGCGGCAUGUCUUUUUGCACCGGUAAACAAACGUACUAUUUAUCCAGUUAAAUUAACCUUCGUUGGUCGAGAUGGCAGAGGCCGUGGAAAUGCUGAAAGGCGAGAUGAGGAGAGCCCAUCAGGAGAGACGAGCAGACAGGAAAAACAGGGAAAUGAUGUCCCGUCGAGGGGUCAAGCUCGACAACGACUCUGACUUUGUCCGGCUCGAAGAAGUCAAGCCUUUGGCCGAGGCAGUUAAGAGAAAGGGGCACAUGGACGUUGAAGUUUUGGUCAAACUCCAGAAGGCUCUUCUUCAGGGCAACGAAUUUGUCUCGGCCUUUCUGUCUGUGAGCGGUGCUUUUGCCGGCAUCGUAAGAGACUUCUCAGGUGUGCGGCCAAAUUAUGCUCUUCGUGCUGCUUUUUGUCUUUGCAACCUGUCUGUCAACACAAAGUCUCUCAGUUGGAGACAAACUAAAGCCGUAGCCCCCUAUCUCAUGGUGCAUCUUGACGGAAUGAAUUCACAAAUGCUGGAUGCAUGUGCGUGGGCGGUUGGCAAUCUCUCUCUUGUUGAUGAGCAAAGCUGGGAAAUUCUGCAUGAAUUGGGUGCUUUGCAAAAAUUAGUCAAACUGCUGAACAAUACCAAUGAGGCUGUGGUUACUUCCGCAGUCUACUCUUUAACCCACAUCACCGAAGCAAGAAUUGCAAAAUUAAACCAACAGGAAUUAAAGGAUAUUUCCAGUGCGAUUUCUCCUCAAACUUUGGCCGCCUGCGAUUUGUCAAGACUCAUAUUCCAGCUUUCGACGACAGGGGUUUGCGAUUUGGAACUCUCGUCCCCUGCUGUGGUCAAUGCAGCCAUCCUGAAGCUGCAGAAUCAUCUUCAGAGCAGCGACCUUCAUGUUGUAGACGUGCUCAGUGAGGUAACUUUUCUCAUCCGUUACUUGGCCAAUGUGUCUUCGACUUGUCCGUCGAGUGCGCACUCAGUUUUAACUGCUUUGGUCGGAGCGAAUAUUAAUCUGCUCAACUCCAGUUUUCCACAUUUGCAAAGUGACUUUAGCUGGCUAAUAGCCAAUCUGCUCAAACACCCGUGCGAAGAGACCAGAGAAGAGGCCUCAAAAUGCUUAUUAAAAAAUUAAGAAUUUUUCAAAAUGGUCAAUUUUUUUAUUCUUUGCAAUAUCAUAAAUAAUGCGUCUUUAUUCAAUUUGUGAUCGAUUGAAUGGCAACCAGGAUUUGCCGGUGGUUUAAGUGAUUCCGCAAAAGUAUGCCAGUAAUUGAAUUACGCUCAUCUAGGCUGCAUAUGCCACCUCAUUAUAAAGUGAGCGUGCAGCCAGAUAGGUUGAGAAUAAGUUCAAGCCGCCUUAUGCUGCUUUAUAUGGAAUCGCCAAAGAAACCAAAAUACACCUCUUUGUCUACAAAUAAAAUCUAACAAAUAUUAUAUGAAAUCCAGAUGUUUUGUUGAAUAGGGCGUUUUGAUUUUUGUUGGCACUCUUCUUAAAACAUAAGAAAUUACAAUUUCGUUCAUUGGCAGGAUUCUUAUGACAUAAUUAUGAUAUUAUCAAAUUCUGAAGUGUCAAAAUAUUGUCAAUUAUUAUUAAUCCUAUUUUGUAAUUGGUAAAUUUGAUUACUUUUUGUAAUUAGAAGUCAUUUAAAUUUGAAAUACGUGGAAUAUGCUUUGUAUGCCAAAUUUCAUA
This is a messenger RNA of Neocloeon triangulifer, 1780 nucleotides long. RefSeq lists its product as uncharacterized. Gene Ontology annotation, molecular function: protein binding. NCBI's taxonomy places the organism in Eukaryota, Metazoa, Arthropoda, Insecta, Ephemeroptera, Baetidae. The record is from RefSeq and is a predicted model, not a curated record. Bases 185 to 1225 code for a protein of 346 amino acids. The transcript is spliced from 5 exons.